CUGCCCCAGGUGAGGGGCUGAGCCGUGAGGCUGAAGGCACCUGCCCCAUGGAGCUUGACCUGGACACUCUGGACAGCCUCAUCUCGGACCUGGCUGACACCAUCUUCUCCAGCCGCAACCCGUAUGGGGGGCCCAACCCCCGUGGCCAUGCUCACCAAGGCAAUGCAGACAUGAUCCAGCCCACCCUGACCCAGCUGCACCCCAACUUUGGAGAGGAUUUCAUGGACACCCUGGACCCCAUUCAUGCAAGCGGCCUGGCCAGCUCUCCCUGGGGGGCCGCCAGCCCCAGCCUCCAGCGGCUCAGCUGUGUCUCCUCUGUCGCCUCUAGCUCCUCUGACUCUCUGAAACUCCUCCUGUCUGUCACUCAUGUAGCUGCUGCCAAGAAAGAUUUCUUUGCCCCCUGUCGCCCUCAGCCUGUGACCCAGGCCUCCACGCUGCUGCCAGCCGCUUCCCCACUGGGCUCUCCAUCCAGCACUUGUGAUCUGGACGUGACCCCCAGCACCAAGGAACUGCCCCUCCCAAGCAACUCCCUCACCCCCCUUCCCUUCCCCCUGGAGCUAGAGCCCCUCACACCCCUAAGUGGGGACCAGACCUUCUUGCCACUCUUCCCCACCUCCCCGCUGCGGGUCAGCCCGUCCCCACCCAGCCCUGCCAUGCAGCAUCUCCAGCCUGCCCUCCUGUUCUCCGUCAUCACCCAUACGGCCGCUGAAAAGCCCCCUUCUCCCACCCCUGGCAUGGAUGCUCAACACCCUCCUUCCCCUGGGGGCACCUUUGCUGUGCCUGUGUCUGGCCCCCCACCCAAGGGCGGAAGGUCCCGGCAGCUACAGAACAUUGCCCCAGCACCCACCUCCAGCCAGACUCUGGCUUCCCCCAGUACCUUCCUUACCCGCCUGCUCAUAGCAGGUCCAUCUCUACAGCCCCUCGCUCCAGCCAGGAACUCUUCUCAGGUUUGCAGCCUCCCUGAGCUCACCUCAGACAUCCAGCUGAUGAAGAGGCCCACUCACCCUUGCUCUGCCACAGCCCCUUUGGGUGCUGAUGCCAAGGCCAAGGACAGAACCCAGCUCAGGGGACCCCACACUCCUCGCCAGCCCUGCAGCCUCCCCCACACCAAGGGCAACCGACAAGCCGGCUUUAACUCCGCUGACCACGCCCGGCGCAUGAACAUCAGCUGCGCCUUCGACACUCUCGCCAGCCUGGUGCUGCCAGGCCCUGCCCAGCCCAGUGUCAAGCUCAGCAAGGCCAUGCUCCUGCAGAGGAGCGUGAUGUACGUGGAGCGGCUGCAGCAGGAGCGCCGGCAGGUGCAGGAGAUGGCUCGAUGCCUGCGGGGCGAGAUUGAGGAGCUGAGCGCUGCCAUUGGGGAGUUCCAGCGCCAGCUGCCCCCCAGCGGGGCCCCGGUGGCAUCGCCGCGCUCAGAUCACACGGCCCAGCUGUAUGACGACUACGUGCGCCAGCGCACCCUGCAGAACUGGCGCUUCUGGCUCUUCAGUGUGCUCAUCAAGCCGCUGUUCGAGAGCUACCGGGGGGCAGUGAGCACCAGCAGUGCCAAGGAGUUCUGCCAGUCGGUGCUGGACUGGCUGGAGCAGCCCUGCGCCCUGCCCAUGCUGCGUCCUGCUAUCUCCAGCUCCCUCCUGCAGCUCAGCAAGCUCACGGCCAUCCUGACCCAGCCCUCGCGCCUCCCCGAGCAGGCCCUACAGGCCGUUGGCCGCCCCCCGCAUGGCAAGGGCCACAGCUAGUGGGUGCCAUGGUGCUGUGCCAAGACA
Molecule: messenger RNA, 1760 nt
Organism: Pelodiscus sinensis (Chinese soft-shelled turtle)
Lineage: Eukaryota; Metazoa; Chordata; Testudines; Trionychidae
Source: RefSeq, a predicted model, not a curated record